UCUGCUGUCAUGUGGGUGAAGGAAGCUAAACCGUUGAAGAAGGGCUAGUUGCCUUCAUUUGAUUAAAUCUUGAUUUUAUUAAAUGAAUAUCGCCGUUUGUUAAUUUGUAAAAUAUUUCGGUGAUUAGAAAACUUUUUGUCAACCAAAGUACGUGUGUAUCUUGGACGGACUGUUGUUGUCAAGCAGGAAUCUUCUAAAAUAAGUGAAGACACCCAGUGAAUGCGAAAGAGAAACAAUGAUGGUGUUUGAGCUGCCAACUCACUAAGUUCUCCCGAGUGAAGACAUCUGAUGAAAAAUUACUGCAACGUUACAGAUUCCGGCAUGGAAGACAAAGCAAAUGGCUCUGUUGACACCAAAAGCCCAGUGGAGAACGGUCAGCUGCCGGACCCUGCCAACUGGGGGGUCGCCGAUGUCGUCAAUUACUUCAAAGCAACAGGGUUUGAGGAGCAGGCCACGGCUUUCCAGGAUCAGGAAAUCGAUGGCAAGUCCCUGCUCCUGAUGACGCGUAAUGACGUCCUGACAGGGCUGUCGAUAAAGCUUGGCCCUGCACUGAAAAUCUACGAGUAUCACGUGAAGCCGCUGCAAACUCAACACCUGAAGAGCAACGCCUCGUAGCACCGCAGGCCGUCCCAACACCCACCUCAGCGACAAUCAUCAUGUCAGGAGACCCCAGGUUAGCUGCCACCUCACAAAGACUCCUCUGGCCACAGCGGCACCUUAACAGGAUUUGAAUGCUGUAUGUUUUUAUAAGCGUGGACCCCCAAAAAUGGGUUGCACAUGAAGUCCACUCAGCUGUUUACCCUUUCAGCCAUUCUAAUUUCUGCUGCUUGAGAUAUGUAUUUUAUUUUUGUGUGUGUUUUAUUUAAAAGAAGGAAAUUUUGGGCGGCUACUGUGCAGGUAUGAUGUGUGUGUGCGUGUGUGUUUGUGCACAUGUGCAAAUAAAUUAACACGCUGGUUUAAAAAAAAAAAAGUAUUUGUAUAUAAGAUGGUAUAUAGUUGAAAACUGUGUGUGUUGUCGUACCUGAACACUUUGAUACGUGCAGAAAAUUCUUCUGGUGCAUAACGUUUUGCCCUGAAAUCAGUUUUUAUGCUAUGAACUGUGCAGCUGAGUCCAUGAAUCGUCCUUAGCAUGUAACAAUGAAGCAUUUUGUUUUCCCAAACACAGGGAGCCAACGAAAAUCUGUUUGUUCCUGCACACCUACAUUAUCUAAGCCCCGAGGCUCUUGUUAUGAAAAUAUUUAUGUGUAUAUAUUCUUAUUAUGUUCCUACCUGUGGUGCUUUCAGCAUUGUCACAAAGACAACUGUAUUGAAGUGUGUAUGACCAAUGUAUAUGUGCAACAUAACACUGGAGUUUGAAUAUCUGAAUCAAAGAUUUGCAAUAAAUGGUGCUCUUUUCUCACCAAAGAACAA
Epinephelus lanceolatus (giant grouper) is the source of this 1410-nucleotide messenger RNA. It is a transcript of the gene samd13, whose product is annotated as sterile alpha motif domain containing 13. The record is from RefSeq and is a predicted model, not a curated record. Lineage: Eukaryota; Metazoa; Chordata; Actinopteri; Perciformes; Serranidae. Gene Ontology annotation, biological process: negative regulation of DNA-templated transcription. Gene Ontology annotation, molecular function: histone binding; chromatin binding. Gene Ontology annotation, cellular component: nucleus.